This is a messenger RNA of Papilio machaon (common yellow swallowtail), 1391 nucleotides long. RefSeq names its product elongation factor Tu. Gene Ontology annotation, biological process: mitochondrial translational elongation. Lineage: Eukaryota; Metazoa; Arthropoda; Insecta; Lepidoptera; Papilionidae. Gene Ontology annotation, molecular function: GTPase activity; GTP binding; translation elongation factor activity. The coding region runs from base 19 to 1386 and encodes 455 amino acids. The record is from RefSeq and is a predicted model, not a curated record. Gene Ontology annotation, cellular component: mitochondrion. The transcript is spliced from 6 exons.
AAUAAUUUGUUAAAUAAUAUGAGUGGAAAGUUAUUUCUUUCAAUAUUUUGUAAUUACCCAAAGAAAUUAUUAGUCAACUACAGUUAUCAAAAGAGUAAUAGGUUAGUGUUAAGUGUUUCAAAUGUUAAUAUUCAGAAAUACUGUACGAAAGCUAAAGUUAAAACUAAAGAGAAGAAACAUUGUAAUAUUGGAACAAUAGGACAUGUAGAUCAUGGUAAAACUACUCUGACAGCGGCUAUCACUAAGGUAUUGUCUAAGGAUGGGUCAGCACAAUUCAUUUCAUACGACGAAAUUGACAAAGCGCCUGAAGAAAAAGCUAGAGGAAUAACUAUAAACGCUGCUCAUGUGGGCUACAGCACUAAGUUUCGACACUACGCACACACAGAUUGUCCCGGCCAUGCAGAUUAUAUUCGUAACAUGAUAUCUGGAGCAUCACAGAUGGAUGCUGCCAUUUUAGUUGUAGCCGCCAAUGAUGGACCAAUGCCUCAGACUAGAGAGCAUUUAUUACUGGCCAAACAAGUUGGCAUACAGUAUAUACUUGUAUAUAUAAACAAAGCGGAUAUUGUUGAUAAUGAGCUUUUAGAACUAGUUGAAAUAGAGAUGCGUGAAAUGUUGUCAGAUUUUGGUUAUGAUGGCGUCACUGUCCCAAUGAUAACUGGUUCAGCACUAAAAGCACUUAAUGAAGAUGAUUCUGAGUAUGGUAUGCCAUCAAUAAGGAAACUAUUAGACGCUAUAGAUAACUACGUGCCCUCUAUCCAGAGAGAUUUGACAUCACCAUUUUUGAUGCCCAUAGAUAAUGCGUUUACAGUGCCCGGCAGAGGUACAGUAGUUGUCGGCACAUUGAAGCAAGGUAUUAUGAAGAAAAAUGACGAUGCUGAAUUGAUGGGAUUUGGGUUUAGUAUUAAAACUACCCUAUCCGAUAUACAAAUAUUUAAGAAGAGUGUUACAGAGGCACUAGCGGGUGAUAAUGUGGGAGUAUUGCUCCGUGGUUUAAAGUUGCGUUCAGUGGAGACGGGCAUGUUGCUGUGUGCAGCAAAGACCAUGAAGUUGAGCAACCAUUAUAAAGCAAAAGUGUAUUUCUUAACGCGUGCCGAAGGUGGCAGAAAGAAGCCGAUAUUUUCAAAGUAUUCACAACAAAUGUUCAGCGGAACUUGGAAUAUUGCUUGUAGAAUUGAUUUGGAGCCAACAGUGGACAUGAUGAUGCCGGGCGACCAUGGUGAAGUCUACCUGACUCUUCUUGAGGGUAUGGUGAUGACAUCAGGGCAACGGUUCACCAUACGAGAGAACAAUGUCACAGUUGCCACGGGUAUUGUCACAGAGACGUUGCCAUCAAUUGAUGUACCUAAAGGAAAGCUCGGCAAAGUUGUUAAGUUUGAAGAGAAAUAAUUGUU